Messenger RNA from Paramecium sonneborni, 1697 nucleotides. The record is from the annotation of a GenBank genome assembly. NCBI's taxonomy places the organism in Eukaryota, Ciliophora, Oligohymenophorea, Peniculida, Parameciidae.
AUGAAUUAAUUAUUUUUGAUUAGUUUACUAUUGAUAGGAAUAGAUUGUCAAUUAUUUUAAUUAAGCUUGGGUACAACAGAAUCAUUGAUAAAUGAAUCAACAAGUUGUGCAUGUAAUUUUUCAGCUGAACAUUGUGAUGAAUUUUGUUGUUGCGAUUCUUUAUGUGAUAGUAAUGCAAUAAUCACAUGGGAUUUGGCAAGAAAGUGUAGCGAUAAAAGUAAGUAAAUUAAAAUUAAAUGUAGUAUAUUCAUCUGCAUAUUAAAUACCAGAAUGUAAUAGAGAUUAUUAAAAAAGUUCAAGUGAUUUGUAUUUAGGUUUAAGGAUUGCAUAUAAUGUAUAUUUACAUAUAGUAUUGGCAGCUAUUUAAAAAUCUUGGUUGUGUUACUAAUCAAAACACAUUGUCGACAUUGUAAAAUAAAGAAUUAAAUUCAAAUGAUUAUACUGCUAAAAUAUAAGAGUAAACAACAAAAUAUCAAACAAAACCCACAUUUACAAGUUUGUCAGCAUCAAAUUUCAUUGAAUCCACUAAAAUAAGUAGUUAAACAAUUAUGUACAUACAUCGACCAAGAAAUGAAAAUGAUAAUGGAUGUCAAUAAAAUGAUGUUAGAACUUAUCUUACUUAUCCAGUCAGUAUAUGCUAAAGAUGUAUGUAAUUCUUCAAUAAUCUAAGAGUUGAAAUAAGAGCAAAUGAAAGAGCUGUUAUAAACAGAAUUCAAAUACUCAAAUUAUGUAUCAGGAACAAUAUGGGGAUUAAGUAUAACAAUUAGUGGCACUUACUAUGUAACAUACAAUGAUGCCAUAAAAAAAUACUAAUAUGCUUUAAUAACAAAUGCAACUGAUCCUGGAGAAACUUAUAGUAAUUUAGUCAUAGGUGCUAUAUAUUAAUUUACAAUGGCUGCUAUUCCUAUAGAUGAUGAAUCUACUAGUUCUAAGCCUGUUUCAAUCGAAGCAUCAAUAUUUUUAAUUGAUUUAGCACAACCUAAUGCUUAAAAUAAUUAUAUUAUCCCAUCAAUUAGUGGAAUUAUUUAUAAGAGUGUAAAAGGAGAAGCUUAUGAUAUAUCAAGUAAGGGUGGAUAUGCAAGAGGAGCUCCAUUAAGAUUUAAAAAAUCAUUAGAUAAUACAAAUGAUGAAUUAUUGUAAUAAUUGUUUAUAGGUGUAUAAUCAUAUGAUGUAUAUAUUAAUUAAUAUGUAUAUAGGGAUUAUGUAUUUCAAGUACUACUUAAGACUUAAGUCAUUCUUUUCAAAUAAAAUUCUUAGAAGAUCAAAAAGUUUCCUGUUCAAAAUCAUCUAUAAGUUUUACAUCUUCGAAUAUUUAUAAGAAUGUUGCUGAUAAUUUAAAAUUUGUAGCUAGAUAUGGUGAUUCUGGUUCAAAUAAUUUAAGUACUGAUGAAUGGCUACAAGUAUCUCCUUGUUCUCAAACAGAAAGUAUCUAUUAAUUUUCUCUCACUUUUGGUUAUAUGGUAUUUGGUGAAAAGGGCAAAGAGAGAUUUAGAAUUAAUUCAGCUUCCUUGAUUUGUACAUAAAUCUCAAUUGAUGCUGCUUAAUAUGAAUAUAGAUUUUACAUUUAGUUUGUUGAAAUACCUAAUAGUUGGAUUCACUUUAAAGGACCUUCUCCAUAACUUAUUGGAGGUCUACCUGAUGAUAUUUUAGCUCCAUUUAUUAACUAUGGAUGAAUAUUUAUAUUAUUUAUUAAAUGC